AUAUACCAGCUACGGAAGCAUUGGCGUAACCGGUCGCGAUCCUUUCAAAAAGAAUCUCUCGCGCGAAUUCUCGCAAUUGCAUGGACGGCGGUGGUUCGAGUAAACGAAAUAGCAGAGAUCGCAUCGAAAUUAUCGAAUAGAGUUUGCUGCUCCGCGGCCUUUCGAUCGUCGCUCGAGAAACGAACGAGAGAGAGAGAGAGAGAGAGAAAGAAGCCCUACGACAUAACAGCUACACCGAUGGGAUAUUUCGUGCGCACACGCAUACACUAGCGAUAGUGUUGGCCGCGUCAUUACACCCAUACUCGCGUGCACACCUGCGGGAGAACGGUUGAAUCCAUCUGCGAGCAGGCGAGGUCUCGCGUAUUCGUGCGAUCAGAGGACCCUAUGCCUUUGUGAGUACACGCGUGUGUUGGAUGAACGAGUGUAGUACGGAGGCAACAACGGACAGCAACUUGGGGCACAAGCAAAUGACGUGUUUCUAUCGUUUCGACGUUCUCGACAGUGCAUCGAUCGCGUUCGCGUCGGCAAAUAGUAUUUCUCGACUAGUCUCGCAGUCGUGUUCGGUACGUCAAAACGCGGCUGCGUUCACGUUGAAACGUGUUCGAGAACUGUGGCACGCGAGCACGUGAUCGCGAGUGACCAAGACCACGACAUUUUCAACCUCGAAAUAUCUUUAACCGAUGGCUCGUGCUGCGGUUUCGUCUAGUCUCGUUACCGAGAAGGAAAGCGGGUACUCGGUUUCCGCACGAAUCGCGUCGUUCAGCGGACUGUGCAACCUCGAAUAUCGACUAGAGGACGACCGAUCGACGCUGCAGUCUGGAUCCUUGCUUUUCCACCGAAUCGAUCCAUAUCUCUGUUCGAUCGCGCCAGCCAAUUGUUCCUUUACGAACACCUCGCGAUUACGAUUAUGAACAUCUCGAUCCAAGGAUACGGGAAAAGGAAACAUUGACAUCGUGAACAACACGUUCACUGUUCUAUCUUGAAUAUCGUGUUCUCGCUUUCCGAAGGUGAAACGUGUUGCGCGCUCGAUAGAAUGCAAAUGCGCGCUAGAUAGAAUACAAUGAACAUACCUAUCGUGUCGGGAGAUAUCGUCGAAGACGAUAUUCAUAAGCCACGUUUCGUUAGGGGCUCCGAUCCUAGGGUGGCCACUUGCCGAGGAAAAUUGCAGAACAAACGAAGCAAACUGAAUCAGGAGAUCAACAAGGAGCUUCGAUUGCGAGCCGGCGCGGAAAACCUCUUCAAGGCCACGACCAACAGAAAGCUGCGAGAGACCGUUGCGCUGGAAUUGAGUUUCGUCAAUUCGAACUUGCAGUUGCUAAAGGAACAGCUUGCCGAGUUGAACAGCUCGGUCGAACUUUAUCAGAAUGUCGACAGCGAGGAACCGGCAAUGCCGAUGAUACCGUUGGGACUGAAGGAAACCAAAGAUAUCGAUUUUCGGGAUCCGUUCAAGGACUUUAUCCUCGAACACUACAGCGAAGACGGAACGAAUUACGAGGAGGCGAUCGCGGAUCUGAUGGAAACCAGACAGGCGACGCGGACGCCGACCAGGGACGCGGCAGGCAUCGCGUUGUUGCUACGCUACUACAAUCAACUGUACUUCGUCGAGCGAAGAUUCUUCCCUCCCGAUCGAAGUCUGGGCAUCUAUUUCGAAUGGUUCGACUCGUUGACAGGGGUUCCCAGUUGCCAACGAACCGUCGCGUUCGAGAAAGCUUCGAUUUUGUUCAACGCAGCCGCUCUGUACACUCAAUUGGCUGCGAAGCAGGAUCGUCUGUCCACGCGAGGCUUGGACCAGGCGAUCGACGCGUUCCUGCGAGCCGCCGGUACCUUUCGUUACAUACACGAAAACUUUACCAACGCACCGAGUAUGGAUCUUGGGCCGGACAUGCUCGAGAUGCUCGUUCAACUGAUGCUGGCUCAGGCGAGGGAAUGUUUGUUCGAAAAAUUGGAACUUCAAUCGAAGGACGGCAGGAACAUCGACGUUUCGUUGGACCUAGCGCAAGAAGCGUCACAGGUUGCGGCCGUCUACAGCGAUGUCCACGGGUUGAUCUCGCGCGAACCGGUCCGCGACUACGUACCGGAAACCUGGAUAUCGUUGAUCUUGGUAAAACGGGAACACCACCUGGCUCUCGCGCACAAGCACCUCGCACUUGGAUUGUUCGAUAGAGCGAUUACCGAAUGGCGAGCUGAAACUAAACUCGCGCUCGAACACGUGCAAAGGAGCGACGGAAAGACGCAGCUCGACGUGAUCGUGCCACGGGACGAUAACGAAAGGAAGCUACUGGCGAAAGCGCAUCUCAGGGAAGCUUUGGUCCUGCACGAGGAAAGUCAGAGGCUGCAAAGAAUGUGCAGAGACUUGAAAGCGAAACAGGCGCUUGCCAAAGUUCUGAAGAGAGUACAAGAAUCGACGGUAGAGGAUUACAAUGGCAUCGGGGACGAGGAUGACUUUCGAGGAUUGUUGGAUCCUCCGGAUAUCAUAGCAUCCACCAAGUUCCAAUUGAGCAUCACCCAUCCGGAUUUCGGACAGCACGGAGUGGAAGAUCUUUUCAGAUCGUUGGGUCCGGUCGCUAUAUUUUCAGCUAAAAGACAUUGGACCGCGCCACGAUUGAUACAGCUUCAACGAGGACCCGACGGCGAAGGGUUCGGCUUCAGUGUACGGGGUGAUGCUCCUGUGAUAAUAGCUGCGGUCGAUCACAAUUCGUUGGCCGACUUGGGCGGCAUGAAGGAAGGCGAUUUUAUAGUAGGAAUCGGCGAUAAAGAUGUCAAGUGGUCGUCCCACGAACAAGUGGUUCGGCUGAUUAAGCAAUCCGGUGAUUUUAUAAACUUAAAACUGGUUACGCCGAUGGACAGAAAUUAUUUAAAGAAACCUGGUAAGGUUAACCAGCAGGACAAGGGAAGCGUUUCGGCAAGCAGCUCUUCCGGCAUUUCCUCGGGUCAACCGAGUCCUGCCGGUUCCGUUACCACCGCCCACGUAGCUAAGAAACUACCGUGGAAUCCGUUUAAAAAGUCGGUCACGCAGCGCGACAGUAGGGACCUGACGUUCGACAAUGUAAUCCUUAGAUGACUCUUUGGAUGUUUCACGCGGUUGUUGCAAUUGGAGUUUUCGUCGAAACGUUUAUCAGAUGCUUGCAGGUUCGACAUUGGCCGGUAGCCCUCCGAAUUGCAGGAUCGCGCUAUCUCGUUGCGACGUUUGCACUUUUCUCAACGAUUCUGUGUAAUAUUUUAUCUAUCGAGUAUGUACUUAGGCGUACGCGCGAAAGUUUCGCGUACGAACGCGAAACUCGUAAUGUUUCGUGUAUUAAAGUACGUUUUAUCGAUGGAUUUCGAAGUACAGGGGUGAAAUAAAAGGGCAAUUCGACGGAACUUGCAUGUUCUUCGAUAAACGAAUAUGAUCGUGUAUCGUACAUCGUACAUUGAUCGUAUAUUAUAUAUGAUUGUAUAACGUACAGCGACGAUCGAUGAGAAACGUAUGGAGCGAAACAAAAAUGUAAGCAUACGUUAUACACCAAUUAUAUUUUGUUCACGA
Messenger RNA from Bombus impatiens (common eastern bumble bee), 3523 nucleotides. It is a transcript of the gene Rhp, whose product is annotated as rhophilin-2. Gene Ontology annotation, biological process: signal transduction; negative regulation of stress fiber assembly. Gene Ontology annotation, molecular function: protein binding. Bases 1061 to 3061 code for a protein of 666 amino acids. The record is from RefSeq and is a predicted model, not a curated record. NCBI's taxonomy places the organism in Eukaryota, Metazoa, Arthropoda, Insecta, Hymenoptera, Apidae. The transcript has 13 exons.